Perca fluviatilis (European perch) is the source of this 2042-nucleotide messenger RNA. RefSeq names its product G-protein coupled receptor 35 b (gene gpr35b). Gene Ontology annotation, molecular function: G protein-coupled receptor activity. The record is from RefSeq and is a predicted model, not a curated record. The transcript is spliced from 2 exons. Gene Ontology annotation, cellular component: membrane. Gene Ontology annotation, biological process: phospholipase C-activating G protein-coupled receptor signaling pathway; positive regulation of Rho protein signal transduction. Bases 54 to 914 code for a protein of 286 amino acids. NCBI's taxonomy places the organism in Eukaryota, Metazoa, Chordata, Actinopteri, Perciformes, Percidae.
UCAACGUAAACACUCGGCAGCUUAGUCACUCCCUCUGCCACAAACAAAUAAGUAUGUGCAACAGCACCACCAACAGCACCACCAACAAUUGUAAAGAGGACAUACUUCAGGGUUUGGCGUACAGUGCCGUGUUUCUCCUGGGUUUCCUUGUCAAUGCUGCUGCUCUGCGUGCCUUCAUUGCCAAACGGGACCCCUGGACAGACACCCACAUCUACAUGCUCAACCUGGUUAUAGCUGAUACUGUCCUCAUCCUCUUCAUACCCUUAAGGAUCUACGAUGCCUUCUACUGCCUGCACCCAAAUGAAUUUUGUACUUUCCUCAUUUUCCUACAUUACAUCAACAUGUAUGUCAGCAUUAUGAUCACCACGGCCAUCAGUGUCCAUCGCUACCUGGUCAUAAGGUUCCCGCUGCAGGCCAGAUCCUGGAGAAAGAAGAAAGAGACAGCUUGUGCUGUGUGUUUGGUCUUUUGGGGACUUCUUGUGACAAUAUGUGCUAUAUUCCGAGAGAAUAAUGACCCUAAAAAGCUCUGGAAAUGUUAUGAAAGAUGUAAAGAUAACCAACUUGAUCCAAAGCUCAUUGUCAUUCUGGUGUCUCUAGGCUUCCUCGCUCCACUGUUGAUCAUUGUCUUCUGCUCCAGUCACAUCAUCUGUAUUCUGUUAAAGGUGGGCGACAAGUCAGAGGAAAAGAAAAGCACCAUUGGCAUAGUAACAGCGAACAUGAUUGUGUUCAUUGUCUGCUACACACCGAUCCAUAUUGCCUUUAUUGUCAACUACUUUGAAAAAGUCCCUGAAAACUGGCAGUCUAAAUACUUACCUGCACAUGUGUAUCUACUUGUGGCUGAAUGGAUUGCCUCCACAAACUGCUGUUUUGAUUCCAUCGGCUAUUAUUUUCUAUUGAAACAGUUUUAUUUUUAAGUAAAAGGGAGUACAAGCAUGUGUGUAUAUUUAUUUUAGACUGCACAAUAUUAAACAAAUGAUAUUGUUAAAGGGGUUCUCCACCGAUCUUACACAUCAAGGAAGAGUACUUCUUAGCUUGUAUAAUGUUCCUCUGGAGGAACAACACCCCUGAUGAUGUCAUCAGGGUAGUCCUGGUUUGGGCUUGGGACUUAACACCUGUGAUAUGAACCCACAUAACACACUGGAGGUGUGCAGUAUAAAAUAUGUUGCAUUAUGGGAAUUGUAGGAUGGAGCAGGACUCCCCUGCUGUUUUGUUUUUGACCUUUUUUUUUAAUAUUAUUCCCUAGCUUUUUGGAAGUGCAAUACAAAAACGCUGGACUACCCCUUUAAAUUUGCAGCAUUGUCUGACUGAUUGUAAUUUGACAUAGUUUGUGAUUUCUUCUAAUGAAAUGUGGGCUAUGUAAAAAUUAACUUUUCAGCUUUGAAUCAACGGUUCCCAAUUGAUUAAUUGUACAAAUGAUUCAUUGAAUAUAUUAAAGUAUUGUUAACUACAUAUAUCAGUAUGUACGGUGGCAGAACAAAAUGUAACUUAAUCAUUAUAUUGUUACAUCUGGUUUGGCCUCAAUCAUUAAGUUGUUGAACUCUUCAGCUGCUUGCUAGAUAUAUGUGUGUGUGUGUGUGUGUGUGUGUGUGUGUGUGUGUGUGUGUGUGUGUGUGUGUGUGUGUGUUUUGGAAUAUAAAUACCUGUUAAGUAACUUAUUCAAUCUUUUGUUGACUUUACUGCUCUCUGUGUAAUGUUCAAAGCAUUAUAUCAAAGCAGAUGACAAGAGGUAUUCUCAUCUCUGCACCAGACCUCUCUACUAAAAGAAACUACAGUCUGUGUCUAGCUCAGCAGCAGUGACAGACCACGUCCAGUCAAUGCACAGGCACCAAUGGGAGUUCAAGCCUUUCCCUCCAUCACAGAGGCCAGAUAAAUGAAAUCCAGUGCCCGGCUCCCUCUUGUGACGAGAAAAGUAAAUGCUUGAAAGAUUUUUUCAUUGCCUGUCUGCUCUGGAGCUUUGGCUGUUGUGAAGUUUGAAAUUGCCAAUCUGAUGACAAACAUGUCUCAUUUAUGGAAAAUAAACUGCAAUUAUGACAUACACAUUA